Halichondria panicea is the source of this 2648-nucleotide messenger RNA. RefSeq names its product probable metabolite transport protein CsbC. The transcript is spliced from 11 exons. Gene Ontology annotation, cellular component: membrane. The record is from RefSeq and is a predicted model, not a curated record. Gene Ontology annotation, biological process: transmembrane transport; carbohydrate transport. The coding region runs from base 321 to 1142 and encodes 273 amino acids. Gene Ontology annotation, molecular function: carbohydrate:proton symporter activity. Lineage: Eukaryota; Metazoa; Porifera; Demospongiae; Suberitida; Halichondriidae.
GGUUGGGAGGAUUUGGACUGGUCUUGGAAAUGGAAUUCUUGUACAACUUGUGCCAAUAUACCUUGCUGAGAUUGCCCCCAAACAACAUCGCGGUAAACUGGUCAGCUUGAGUAUAGCUACAGGUUGCUUCUCUGGUGAAUAUUGGGGUUGAGGGGUUGUCGUUUGGUUGGAGAAUGUCGCUGGGUCUACAGCUGAUUCCUGCCUGCUGUCUCUUAAUUGGAUCACCGCUCAUUCCAGAGUCACCAAGUUCUCUUACAGAUGGCAUGUCAAAAAGAACAAGCCACACAAAGCUCUCAAGACUUUAAAGAGAAUCUUCAAAGAUGAUCAAGUUGGGGCGUCUCGACUGGAGGACAUAUCAGCUUCUUACCGGAAAUCCCAGCUCGCUCAAGAAGACGCUUUGGCAGACUUGCUUGUCCUGGGACAUUGCACACAGGUUGUUCUUGGGAUUCUUUUUGCUGUUUCUGGGACGGUUCAGUGGAAUGCCACUAGCUGUGUAUUUCUCAGUUUCCAUAUUCUGUAAGAUCGGCACGUCUGGUUUCAUUGGAGGGGCAAUCAUUUCUUUGUCUCAAUUAAUCUCACAACUAUCAGUACUACUCAUUGCCGACAGGCUGGGUCGCAAGUUGAUCAUUCUGUGUGGGUAUUUGGGAAUGGGUGUUUGUCUGGUAGUGGCCUCAGGGCUCAUUCUGGGGUUUGGACUUGAGGCAGACCAGCUCUCCUCUGACAGGACCAUCGUAGGAUACUUUGUCGUGGCUUGUCUCGCUCUGUUUGUCGCUGUUGGUUCAUAUGUUGUGAGUCAGAGUUGGACUGUUGUUAGUGAGAUGUAUCCAUUAAAGAUAAAAGGUGUGUCAAUGUCAGUGGCAUCUGUCGGGUGGUGGGUUGGUAAUAUUGUGAGUGGGGAGAUCUCUCCUUUCCUCCUCUCCUCUUCUUUGGGCACUGCCGGGACUCUCCUACUCGACACCAUCAUCUGUGCCCUCAUUUUUAUAUUUGUACUGCUACUAUUGCCAGAGACUAAGCAAUUGAGUCUGGAGCAGGUGGAUCAACUGUUCUCCACCCCCUGGUUACAGAGGACCAACCCUCUCUACUAUCUCACUUUUGGUCGUGUCAACAAAGUUCAAGUGUUGGCUGUCUCCAGCUCUGGGUAAAUCGGUUAGGAAGAGAAACGCCAAUGGCUUCCGGCUAAGGUUUGGAACUUUGUCUAUAGAUAGUUUGGCUAUCUUAUGAAAGGUUCGAUGUUCCUUAAAUAUCUACACAUCCUCCGCAGUGCUCAAAUUGCUAGUUUUUAGUGCCGUUCAGUUAGGGAGAGAUUUGAAGAAAAUCUUAUGGCUAAGGUCCAAAAAUUACACGUAGUAAGCUAGCUUGAAUAAAUUAUCUAACUUUUGAUAAGAAAAAUUUGUCCAGAAAUACUUUAGUUCCGGAGAUAACUGAUGUUACGUACAUUUUUUUACGAUCACCCCAUUAUCACCUAAAAUUAUUUCCCACUACAACAACUUUUGGGGAAAUAAUAUUUUUAAAUCAUGUUGUAGCUUAUUCACUAUCAGCACAAUUUCCAUUCAUUUCACUUUUUUUUUCAACCUUGUACAAAAUGUUAUCUCUAAAUCAACGGGUAGAUCUAGAAUAUAUAGGGCAGUUAAUUUUGGAUCUUUCAUUGCCGAUAGCGUCAAUACUAUGUGAUAAGUAGUGCUUGGCAAACAAUAUUAUGCUAGCAUAAUUUUUAGAAUACCGGUAAUAGGGAGACUUCUAGGAACUAGUAUAAUUGAUAAUAGGCACAAAAAAAGCAUAAUUUGUCAAUUAGGCCUAGUGAUAAGUUGAAGUAGCAGUCAAAGCAAGAAUGUUUACUGACGUAUAGGUAUUAGACUAGGCCCUGAUAAAUUAUGCUUUUUUUUCACCCAUUAUACAUUCUUGAAAAUUGUGCCUAUUAUUCUCAUAAAAAAUCCGAUUAUUCUCUGAUUUUUCCCCAAAAAUGUAAAUUAAGACGUAGAAAUAAACACAACACACAACUGUAUCGUGUUAUCUCGCUGAAUUGCCAUAAUUAGAAGGGCGGCUGAUUCAUGAGACUAAAUAUUCACCGGCCUUCAGCCAUUUUUUGCCAUGAAAACAUCGUUAUGCAAAACUUAAUGUAAUGAUCUUUACCAAAAAUGGACAUUGAUGCCCUUAGACACCUAUGCUAAAAUUAUUCCGAGCAUAAAUUUAUCAGGGCCUAUAUUAGACUCUGCAUUUAUCUGAUUCCUGAACAUUUUCUAAAAUUAUCUCCCCAAGUCUUGACACAGUAGCUACGUGUGCUUCAGCAACAAAAGUCGCUAAAUUUUGUUGGUAAACAUCCUAUUAUGUUACAAUUUAUCUAUAUAUAUACGUGUAUGUGCACAUUUCCUUAACGCAAUUUUGUCUCUCGUGCACAUCUGUAUUAACACCUUCUCCACACACAUGUCAAGUGCAUGCUUAGAAAACUUUUGCCUAUAAUAUUAUUAUGAUCUAAUAUUCAAAAAUGUUUCCAUGGCAACAUAAGGUGGUGGGUUUGUGGUGAAACAAUUGCAAUUAGCAGGCCUAGUUGGCGACCUAGCGUUAUUUUAGAGACAAAUCGGCCCGAGAAGGAGGCUAGCCAUUGCACAUGCAUGCAAAAUUAUUACAGUAUAGAAAUCGAUUACUGCCAU